GUAGAGACGGGGUACAGCUCAAACCUAUUUGUUUGGGAGUUCUGUCACUUCAACCCCAAAUGUUCCAGCUAAUAUGGUGGUGGAGGGGUUUUUGGCAAAUCAUCUUAAGUGCAGUAGAGAAGUUGGACGAAAAACAGCCCAGUUAAGAGGCCGAUGGACAGCCAACUUCAGAGUGGCCUCUGCAAGCUUGGACCUCGGGGUAGACAGUGGGGCGCUCUCUAGGGGUCAUCUGUUCCCUGCUGGGGUAGGGGGGAGGCAUGUCCACGGAGGCCAGGGCUGUGGGUUCGGCACUAGGUCCUCCUCCCCGUGGCUUCCUAGUAGGCAUGUGGUGGUGUACGCCUGCUGGGCACCUAGCGAGAGGGGUCGUGAGUUGGGAGGGAGCCACGUUGGGGUGCCUGCCUGCUCGGGGGCCCCUGCCCACUGCGUGUGCGCAGCGCCUGUCAGGAUGUGACGGGGACCUGGACAUGUGUGUGCUCUCCGAGCUGAGCUGUGUGCGCGUCCGGGUUCUCGACCUCAGCUGCCUGGCUGUGCAUCCAGCGUGCACGACCGGUGUGGCCUGGGCUCCAGCCUGGAGUGUGGACCGGGUCGGCCGGCGUGUGCCUCCCCUGUGAGGGUGCCCUGGCGGGUGUGAGCCCGGCGGGCUGGAGAACCGGGUCUCGGCGCCGCAGGUCCCGCGCGGCCCCGGGUGAGGCACGCCCGCGCGCCCGCCGGCGCCAUGGGAAGGAGCGGGCGCCGCUGCUGUCCCCCGCCGGCGCGCGCACGACUUGAGACCUGCCACGGGCAGCCCCCGGCCGCGGGUCCCCGAGUGACGCUGGCGGCACCUGAGAGUGUGGCGCGGGCCCGGGGCCACGCAGCGGAGCCCAGUGUCCAGUGAAGCGUCUGAGGACCCGCCGCCCGUGCCGCCGCCAUGGUGAUGUCCCAGGGCACCUACACGUUCCUCACGUGCUUCGCCGGCUUCUGGCUCAUCUGGGGUCUCAUCGUCCUGCUCUGCUGCUUCUGCAGCUUCCUGCGCCGCCGCCUCAAACGGCGCCAGGAGGAGCGACUGCGCGAGCAGAACCUGCGCGCCCUAGAGCUGGAGCCCCUCGAACUCGAGGGCAGUCUGGCCGGGAGCCCCCCGGGCCUGGCGCCGCCGCAGCCACCACCACACCGUAGCCGCCUGGAGGCGCCGGCUCACGCGCACUCGCAUCCGCACGUGCACGUGCACCCGCUGCUGCACCACGGGCCCGCGCAGCCGCACGCGCACGCGCACCCACACCCGCACCACCACGCGCUCCCGCACCCGCCGCCUACGCACCUGUCGGUGCCGCCACGGCCCUGGAGCUACCCGCGCCAAGCGGAAUCGGACAUGUCCAAACCACCGUGUUACGAAGAGGCGGUGCUGAUGGCAGAGCCGCCGCCGCCCUAUAGCGAGGUGCUCACGGACACGCGCGGCCUCUACCGCAAGAUCGUCACGCCCUUCCUGAGUCGCCGCGACAGCGCGGAGAAGCAGGAGCAGCCGCCUCCCAGCUACAAGCCGCUCUUCCUGGACCGGGGCUACACCUCGGCGCUGCACCUGCCCAGCGCCCCUCGGCCCGCGCCGCCCUGCCCAGCCCUCUGCCUGCAGGCCGACCGUGGCCGCCGGGUCUUCCCCAGCUGGACCGACUCAGAGCUCAGCAGCCGCGAGCCCCUGGAGCACGGAGCUUGGCGUCUGCCGGUCUCCAUCCCCUUGUUCGGGAGGACUACAGCCGUAUAGAGGGGCGCCCGGCGCCCCGGGCCCCACCGGCGGACUCCUGGCCUGACUGCGGGGCUUUUUAAAUGCUUCCCUGGACUGCGGGGAGGGGCGGGGGGAGGGAGGGAUUUCUUAUCCCGUUUGUUACAUUUUGAGGAUAAUAAAGGUGUGUGAUCUGGUUUGGUACAA
Messenger RNA from Homo sapiens (human), 1897 nucleotides. RefSeq names its product proline rich 7, synaptic (gene PRR7). Gene Ontology annotation, biological process: postsynapse to nucleus signaling pathway; regulation of transcription by RNA polymerase I; T cell differentiation. The record is from RefSeq and is marked validated. The transcript is spliced from 3 exons. Bases 908 to 1732 code for a protein of 274 amino acids. Gene Ontology annotation, cellular component: postsynaptic density, intracellular component; glutamatergic synapse; nucleus. Gene Ontology annotation, molecular function: protein-containing complex binding. NCBI's taxonomy places the organism in Eukaryota, Metazoa, Chordata, Mammalia, Primates, Hominidae.